CAACCUUAAAAACGUGUCAAAAAGUUGAUCCAUAAAAAUUGUUUAUCAACGUGAUUUUGGAUAUAGGUUUACAGUUUUCAAGAGUUUAUUUAUGUUCUAACAUGUGUAAGAUCAAAUACAUUUAUUCAUUGUUUUAAAGAAUUAAAAAAGUGCCAUACCAUGACCUCAAAAUGGGAGAGACGGAUGAAGAUGGCGAAGAUGGAGAUCCGUUUUGUAAAACAUGUAAAAAUGAAGUAAAGCACAAUGAGCAGGGUCUUUUAUGUGAAGGAAAAUGCCAAUCUUGGUAUCAUAUAGCCUGUGUGGGAAUUAGCAGUCAACAGUAUAAAAAAAUGAAUGGAGAGAUUUUAAAGAUCCUCAUUUGGAUGUGCCCUUCAUGUAAGGAACAGCUUAAGCAACUAAUGCAAAUUGAGUCAUUCGGUAAUAAGAUGAAAACCCUGUGUGAAAAAUUUACAAGUAUUGAGGAAAAAGUCAAAAUUAGAUUUUUUAUUCAUAAACUUUAUAUUUUGCGCAACGUUAUGGCGAAGAAGUUACUACUGAUGAUUUACAAGGCACUUGUUGAGCUCCUUUUAAGGUAUGGCAUUGUUGUAUGGGGUGUGAUGUACAGCUCAAAUCUUACUCAACUGAAAGUAGUGCAGUACUAAGUACAUUGUAAGGAUCAUUCUAAAAAAACCUAGAG
Psylliodes chrysocephalus is the source of this 676-nucleotide messenger RNA. Lineage: Eukaryota; Metazoa; Arthropoda; Insecta; Coleoptera; Chrysomelidae. The record is from the annotation of a GenBank genome assembly.